Molecule: messenger RNA, 360 nt
Organism: Aspergillus campestris IBT 28561
Lineage: Eukaryota; Fungi; Ascomycota; Eurotiomycetes; Eurotiales; Aspergillaceae
Exons: 1
Coding region: 1-360 (119 amino acids)
Source: RefSeq, a predicted model, not a curated record
AUGCACGUUCCCCCAACCUCAAAACCACCACCAAAACCACCACCCCAACAGCCCAGACCAGACCAGACCAUCACCCCCUUCCUUUCCCCGCAGUAUAACAGCAAUCGAAACAGCGCCAUCACCUCCACAGCUCCAGCGCCAAACGGCCAGGGCCGCCCGCGAUUAUCACCUACUGGACCGGGAGAUUGUCUCUGCACGGACAGCCACAAGCCACAGCCGUCCUGUCAACUGACACUUUGGCCGUUCCGCAGAUGCUCAUUCGUUCCGGGGUUUGUUUUCCCCCCUCUCUUUCGCGUGGAUAAGCUCGACGUUGCGGGUGCGGAAGCGGAACUGAAGCUGGAGCUGGAGCUCGAUGGCUAG